CAUCCAUCCAUCCAUCCAUCCCAUUGUCUUUCUUCAUCCCUUCACGGUUUGCCCUUUCCGAUUCGCGUUAGUGGAGAUCGAGAUGGGGUGGGUCGGAGAUCAGAUCGAUUCCAUCAAGUCCAUUCAGUUCAGGCAACUCCUCACUCAAGCUAUUACUCUAGGUAUGAUAGUUACUUCUGCAUUGAUUAUAUGGAAAGGGUUGAUGUGCGUAACUGGCAGUGAAUCACCAGUGGUGGUUGUUCUUUCGGGAAGUAUGGAACCCGGCUUCAAAAGGGGUGACAUACUGUUCUUGCGCAUGACAGAAGAUCCUAUUCGAACUGGAGAAAUAGUUGUGUUUAAUAUUGAUGGACGUGAGAUUCCAAUAGUCCACAGAGUGAUAAAGGUCCAUGAGCGCCAAGAUACUGGAGAAGUUGAUGUGCUAACAAAAGGAGACAAUAAUUUUGGGGAUGAUAGAGCUCUGUAUGCCCAAGGUCAGCUCUGGUUACAACGUCAGCACAUCAUGGGGAGAGCUGUCGGGUUCUUGCCGUAUGUGGGCUGGGUAACAAUUAUUAUGACUGAGAAUCCUAUUAUCAAGUAUAUUCUGAUAGGUGCUUUGGGGUUGUUGGUCAUCACAUCAAAAGAAUAGGGCAACUAUGGAAUGGAACCACGCAGGGGUUCAAUCAAUUUCUACUAUAUAGUGUUUUAUCUCUAAUCGCGCUUGUCCCCAGCAUGUCUAACUCUGUCACACGCUGUUUAUGGGCCUGUGCAACUCUGCUGAUGCCUGUGUUGUGGGAAGGAAAUAUAGGUGAACAAUGGUGUAAGCUCCCUCGAUAUUAUGAUUUUCAUUUAUAUACAAGACAUAAUCAUAAUCCUAGGUUUAUAUGAACAGAUUUAUCUUUCUACAACAAUUGAGUUCCUUUUUUUUUUUUUACUUUCUUUUCCUGUCCUAUGCUUUUUUACCAACCCUUAUACCAAGCAACGUUUCAGACAUGUGUGUUAGUUCCUUGUGCUCAGUUGUAAACGUAGCUGACAUUAUUUUUUGACAAAACGAGUAGCUUUAUUUAGGAAAGAUUGGGCUGUUUGUUUCAGCCUCUUAAUGGUUCAGAUGUCUGAAUGGUUCAGCACUUAAUGGUUCAGACUGUUUGUUUCAGCCUUUUAAUGGUUCAGAUGUCUGAAUGGUUAAGAGAUUUGCCUCUGAAUGGUUAAGUAUUAUACAGAGUCUGAAUGGUUAAGACCUCUUAUCUGAAUUGAUCAGACAUUUGCCUCUGAAUAGUUAAGCAAUAUACUAGCUCUUAAUGGUUCAGACCUCUUACUGGUUCAGCAGUUAAUGGUU
This is a messenger RNA of Cuscuta campestris, 1312 nucleotides long. The record is from the annotation of a GenBank genome assembly. NCBI's taxonomy places the organism in Eukaryota, Viridiplantae, Streptophyta, Magnoliopsida, Solanales, Convolvulaceae.